Molecule: messenger RNA, 1494 nt
Organism: Mercurialis annua (annual mercury)
Lineage: Eukaryota; Viridiplantae; Streptophyta; Magnoliopsida; Malpighiales; Euphorbiaceae
Product: serine/threonine-protein kinase SAPK2
Exons: 9
Coding region: 278-1294 (338 amino acids)
Biological process (GO): intracellular signal transduction; protein phosphorylation
Molecular function (GO): protein serine/threonine kinase activity; ATP binding
Source: RefSeq, a predicted model, not a curated record
ACUCAGCUCAGCUCAGCUCCCGACAAAUUCAUUUAACUUACCUUUUCGUUUCUUUCUUGCUGUGUCUCUACUCUCUACCAAAUCCAUAUCUUAAACGUUCUUUGUACCUGUCAUCUCCAUCUCUUCUUUUUACCAUUCUUUGCACUCAUAUCAAACACUUUGCUUUCGUGCGGCUAUAUUAUCUGUUCCAAUGACUUCUCCAACUUGCUGUUACGUGCACCACACAACAAAUAAGUGCAGUUUCUUCUGAAACUUGAUUGUGUUUUUGUAGUUAGCUAUGGAGAGAUAUGAGAUUGUGAAGGAAAUUGGGUCUGGCAAUUUUGGGGUGGCAAAGCUUGCUAGAGAUAGAGGGAGUAAAGAGCUUUUUGCUGUUAAGUUCAUUGAGAGAGGCCAAAAGAUUGAUGAACAUGUGCAAAGGGAAAUUAUGAACCAUAGGUCUUUAAAGCAUCCCAAUAUUGUUAGGUUCAAAGAGGUCCUUUUGACUCCUACUCAUCUGGCUAUAGUUAUGGAAUAUGCUGCUGGAGGAGAACUUUUUGAGAGGAUUUGUACUGCUGGUAGAUUUAGUGAAGAUGAGGCGAGGUUUUUCUUCCAGCAAUUGAUUUCAGGAGUCAGCUACUGCCAUUCAAUGCAAAUUUGUCAUAGAGAUCUUAAGCUUGAAAAUACAUUGCUUGAUGGUAGCACAGCACCGCGUGUCAAAAUUUGUGAUUUCGGAUAUUCAAAAUCAGCUGUAUUGCAUUCCCAACCAAAAUCUACAGUUGGAACACCUGCUUACAUUGCACCCGAGAUUCUGUCGAAAAAGGAAUACGAUGGAAAGGUUGCAGAUGUUUGGUCUUGUGGAGUUACCCUAUAUGUGAUGCUAGUUGGGGCAUACCCCUUUGAAGAUCCCGCUGAUCCCAAAAACUUCAGGAAAACAAUUGGGCGGAUACUGACUGUUCACUACUCAAUUCCGGAUUAUGUUAGAGUUUCUAACGAGUGCAAGCACAUCUUAUCUCGAAUAUUCGUGGCGAAUCCUGAAAAGAGAAUAAGCAUUCCCGAAAUUAAGAAUCAUCCAUGGUUCUUAAAGAACUUGCCUGUAGAAAUGAUGGAAGGAGGCAGUUGGCAAAGCCACGACGUCAAUAAUCCGUCGCAAAGCAUCGAAGAAGUUGCGACUUUAAUACAAGAGGCGAGGAAAGUUGUCGAGCUGCCGAAGAGUGGAAGCUAUUUGCUAGGAGGAAGCAUGGAUCUUGAUGACAUGGAUGCUGAUGCAGAUUUUGAAGAUACAGAGACGAGUGGCGAUUUCGUGUGCCCUUUAUGAGCCAACUAUAUAAAUAAAAUCAAAUUUUCCUGAGGUAUAUAUAGUCUCAAUGGUUACGAGCACUGAAACACCAUAAAAGGUUUGUUUGAAUGAGUUGCGUUGUGUAAGAGUACUUGUUUAGCUAAGUGGUCCAUAACUGCUCUUUUGUAAAUUCUUUAUGCAACUUUUGCAGUUCAAUGUAUAUCAGUUUUUUUUUUUUU